Messenger RNA from Lotus japonicus, 1339 nucleotides. Its product is annotated as F-box protein At2g39490-like. Lineage: Eukaryota; Viridiplantae; Streptophyta; Magnoliopsida; Fabales; Fabaceae. The transcript is spliced from 3 exons. Gene Ontology annotation, molecular function: protein binding. The record is from RefSeq and is a predicted model, not a curated record. The coding region runs from base 16 to 1191 and encodes 391 amino acids.
ACAGGAGAUUCUAAUAUGGAAGAUAACACUGCAAAGGAUCUAUUCAGCAAUUUACCAAAUGAAAUUAUGAGGCACAUUGUUUCUUUUCUUCCAAAUGAAUCUGCACUUGAAACCAUCUUUCUCUCUACAAGGUGGAGGAACCUGUGGAAUGAAGCUCUUGUUAGACAUGGAACUAAAGAAAACAUCACUCAGGUGGUUGCUGGAUUUCUACAGCGUUUUGAGGAGCUUGAUCCAAUGAAGCAUCCAAGAAAGCUUCAAUUUCACUUUGGUGAAGGUAGAAUAGUCAUGGCAACAAUUGCAAACAACAGUAAGCUUUUUUUGGAUUUCUCCACUUGGAAGAAAGAGCUUAUUGAAAUUCAAUAUGAAUUGCAGUUCAAGCUCAGUAAAAUGCAAUCUUUUACCUCCAACAUCUCAGUGAAAACUCUCUAUUUGAAGUCAAUAAGCUAUUUGACAAGUGGGGUAGCUUCCACCAUCAUUUCAAAUUUAGAGCAUCUUGAGAAUUUGGUCAUUAUUGAGUGUAGUGGGUUGCAAUCUUUGAGCAUUGACUCUGCAUCGGAGCUGCAAAAGUUAACCAUCUGGGAUUGCUUACAAUUGAAGUCUCUUCACCUUAGAACUUCCAAACUCAAAUCUUUUCAAAUAAGUGGACCGCUUCCUUUGAUUAGGCCUGAGUAUCAUUUCAACCUGAGUGAUGCCAUGCUUGAUUUUAGACUGGGACCAAGCUGCAGAAAUUUCAAGACUAGGGAUUUUGAUGCAACUCUAUUGACAAUAAAGAACUCUCAAGUUCUCACACUUUGUAAAUGGACUUUUGAGGAAUUAAUAUGGCCAUCAGUUUCUCCUAUAGCUGGAAGUUUCAAAUUCUAUAAAUUAAGAGAAUUAUGGUGGAUUGACAGUUAUAAGGAUGAAUAUAACAUGGAUGCCUUAUUCUGCUUCUUGAAAUUAUGCCCUGCCUUGGAGCAACUUUUUGUGACGAUUGAUCCUGAAAGUUAUUGGACUGAAAGCACUAAUUCAUGCUUGAUGCAAACAACCAAAUGUGUAGAAUUGAAGCAUCUAAAACUGGUAAAGUUAAUGGGAUUUACAUGUAGUAAAGAUGAAAUCUCAUUGGCAAAAUGUUUAAGUCAUCUAAUCAAGGGAAAGCCUCCAAAGAUAAACACAUCUGAUGGGAAUUGCUGGGAUGCAGAGUUUGUGCAGUGAUUAGUUUUCUUAUAUCAGCCAUAACAAACUAAGGACUUCCUCCAAUAUCUAGGGAAGGAAAACUAUAAACAUGUCUCAAGCACGUAGGCAAGGUAUUACAACUAAAUUUGUAUGAUGUUAUAAUUUAUUUCUCUUUCCUUACAAUAAA